Molecule: messenger RNA, 2141 nt
Organism: Chaetomium fimeti
Lineage: Eukaryota; Fungi; Ascomycota; Sordariomycetes; Sordariales; Chaetomiaceae
Product: SET domain-containing protein
Exons: 2
Coding region: 43-2034 (663 amino acids)
Molecular function (GO): protein binding
Source: RefSeq, a predicted model, not a curated record
GCUUUCUCCAAGUCUCCCUUGUCAUCCAAAAGGUUGGGGAAGAUGGAAAUUCCCACACAGCUCGAGUCCUUUUGCCAGAGUCUCAGCAGUGACAUCCUCGAGCAUGUCACCGAGGCACUACGGGGGUUGUCAUCCAUAGACGGCCUGAACCGUCCUGUAUUACGCUUCGAGUUGUUCUUAGAUGACGCGGUUGAUGAUGGGGGCAACGACAGCCACGGCAGCAAACAUGAUGUCGUACCGGCCACGCGCAGGCCGCUUAUUUCGAAGCGAUUGGACCUGUCGGGAGCCCGCGCAAGCGUUGAGGAACUCCCUGUACCACCCGCGCCGACUGCACCCCUUGUACCGGCUGCGCCCCUUCCACCCCCUGCACCAUCUCCAUCACCAUCUACGAAACCGGAGCACCUGUCGCCAUCGCCAACUCUCUGCGCGUCCGAGCCGCCCAGUCCUCGGUCGGACUCGCCCAGCGAAAGCUACCCUCGACGCAAAGGAAUCGGCGGGCUACGGCCUGCUCGUCCCGAGAUAACAGUCAUAGAUGGCGUCGACAGCCAGCGUCAGAUGCAGGUCCCCGCGCGCAGCUUCCCCAAGCGGAUGAAAGUCGAUGAUGACGCUGUCGCUACUCUCCGGGAAGCCUCUCUAGACAAGUUCAUCGUGGGCAUAUGGGAGCAGAUCUACGGCGGGAUCGAUCUCGACCCCCAAAGCAUCCUGGAGCAAUGGCAGGCCGCCGCUUCAGCCGCAACCACAGCGGACGUUCCGGCGCCCCGGGCCAUCUCCGAUCACACCACGGGCCACAACCCCAGUAGCUUCGGUCUCUUGCCCGCCGCGGCCGGCCCAGCCGAGGUGAGCGGGUCCUUCAACCAAAGCAACUCCUUCUGUCGCCGAGUCACCCAGGCCAGCCGUACCUGCCGAUCCAUCGAGGUGGUUGUCCAAGCCCGCUGGAUCGAGCAUUUCGAGGCCUACGUCGAGACCGUCGCCUCGUCCAACCCAUCCCUCUCCACCAAAAAGUGCCGAAAAGCCGCCCUCCUCGAAGCCUGCCACGACUUCGGCUGGACCGAAAAGGACAUGCGCAACCGCAUGCGCAUCUGGGCCGGCUACAAGGAGAUCAAAGACGCGGGCGGCUGGGCGGCCCUCGUAUUCGCAGGGAUGGGCAUCUACCGGUUCUGCAAGUACCGCAUCGGCUUCGACGGCGAGAGCACGGCGCAGCGCCUGCAAGCGCUCCGGCCGCGGCUGGAGGUGGCCGCCGACACGCUGCACCCGAGCUGGCGCCGGCUGCUGGGCGUCGUGGGCGAGCCGUGCGCGCCGCGCUUCGUCGGCCACCCCCACGACUGGGUCGUCUUCCCGUCCUACGGCGGCGGCGGCGGCGGUGGUGGUGGUGGUGGCUCCGACGAGCCCGUGCCGCUGCGCGCUACCUAUCUGGGGCGUGAUCCGGGGUUUAGUUUUGAGCAUCUCGAUGAGUCGGUGGUUGAUGUUCGCGCCUGGGGGGGUGAUGAUCCGCGCUGGGUGCCGCCGCCUAUUACGACGGCGGGGCCUGGUGUAGUGACAUUUACGUGUCGCAGCUGUGGCCAACAACAGUCGGAUGACGCGAAGCUGAACGGGUGUUAUUGUUUUCCCGUUCUGUUCGGGGGUCCGCGGGCGGCUACCCCGGUCCAGGUGUUCCGGACCUCCAACGGACGGAACAACGGGCUGCAGGCGCUGACGCCGUUCGACCGCGGCAUGGCGGUGGGCGAGUUUGUGGGUUUCGUCACCAACGGCCUGCAAGAUGUGGAUGUGUUCAACAGCUCGACGGCCAGUCACCCUUACCAGAUCUGGCAGGGCAGGCAGGGCAACUACACGCGGUUUGUGAACCACAGUUGCAGACCCAAUGCGCAAUUCCAGAGCUUUGUGUGGAUGAGCACCGAGCGGAUUGUGUUGGUGAGUAAGGGGAUUGGGGCCGGCGAGGAGAUCACGGUGGAUUAUUCUGAGAGUUACUGGCGCGGUCUAGACAAGGAGUGUCUCUGCGGGGAGAGCUGCUGUAGGUAUAGGACUGGUGGUGUAUGAUAUUCAAGGUAGGGAGAAAAGGGUGAAUGAGAUUGCAGCAUAAAGGGGGCGGGGCGACAUUAAUUAGGACAUUAGUAUUUGGGUACUAAUUAUCGAGCUUGUUGAAG